Messenger RNA from Penicillium cataractarum, 1554 nucleotides. RefSeq lists its product as uncharacterized. Bases 1 to 1554 code for a protein of 517 amino acids. NCBI's taxonomy places the organism in Eukaryota, Fungi, Ascomycota, Eurotiomycetes, Eurotiales, Aspergillaceae. The transcript has 4 exons. The record is from RefSeq and is a predicted model, not a curated record.
AUGCAAACAGACACCCUGACCGACGAGAUCCUCGCCAUACUAAAGGAGCGAGAUCUCCUAGCAAAGCGUGAUGUGAUCGAGUCCGCCUUAGAGGAUCCAGCUACUGGUGAAAAGACCGAAGAAUGGGUUUCCAAACACCUCAACCCGAGCACUCUGCUCUCACGGGAGGAGCUCGUCUUAUACAACAAACUCGAGAACUCUGGUACCCUCCAACCUAUCCUCCGCGAUCCCGAACUCGGCGCGACACGACCCUUCCUAGAAGACGAUAUCCGGUCGGCUAUAGAAUCCCUCGAAGCGUCGACGGCAGCAAUCCAGAAACAGACAGAGACACUAUCGUUUCAGUGCGAAACUCUCAAGAAGCAAUUGCGCCAGAAAGAUAAUUGGGAACAAGACCGAAGCCGGGAUAUUGCUCGUCUGCGGAAGAAGCACGAAGCUGGCAGGCAGACCACAACUAUUGCAGCCAAUGAUCUUUCGGAUGAACUCGAGGCUAGCUUCAGGGGUGCGACAGAGAAGACUGGAGCUGAGAAUAAGCGAAUUCUCUCCUCGCUGUCUACCCGACUGAAGCAGGACGACAAAGUUCUCGCUGAACUCGAGACACUUAUAUCCGGGAUCAAGUCCAAUGGCAAUGAUGCCGCUACGGUCAAGCGAGCUGGCCAGCUCAGCUCUAUGCUGGCAGACUACAACGCCGAAGAAAUUCACUACCGUCUUGACCGACUAUACCUCGAAACCAUCCUGUCUGGGCCACCGAAAGCAAGCCAGACCAUUACGGAAGAUCAGAAUAUAGCAGCGUUGCAAGACGAGCUCGAGUCUCUAUACCCGGAGAUUGAGAUUCUAGCAGAAAUGUCCACAAAGCAGCAAUUCCACGAGCCUAUCCUCCGGGAAAUCCAAAACCAGCAUACCCAGCUUCGGGCAGCGUCUGAAGAAAAGCUAGAACGAGCUCUAGACGUGCUCAUCGACAUGACAACCUCUAAACAAACCCUCACACAACACCUCCACGAACGAGAAUCCUCCUGUGAACUCCUAGAACAACUAGCAACCCUCUACCAAUCCGAAGUAGGCAACCCGCUAGUAACCCAGCCACCCUCCCGUCGCGAAUCUCUCCGACGCCGCUCCAUGCAAGCAGGCCUCCUCCUAGCUCCCCCACGCACCAAUCCCACCCCACUCCCCGAACAACCCGCACUGGAGAGCCUCCUCCGCCGCAUCGGAGUCUCGCCCGAAUCAGUCAUCCGGCCGCGCGCAGAGGACGGCGGGGCUCAAGGUCUACAUGAGAAACGGAUCCAGCUUUCCGAGACUCUACGGGCGCUGGAGAUGGCUGUUGAUGCGCCGCUGGUUACUCGGUUAGCUCCGGCGGAUAGUGCGCUACAUCUUCUUGGGUCCGGGUUACAUGCGAACUCGCAGUAUGAAGUUUCGCUCCGUGAUUUGGAGUUGGAGAGGGCGUUGGCUGCAUUGGAGGGUGAGCUUGGUGAGUUGCAGAGGGGUGUGCGGGGUCUUGAUUUGGAUGUCUUGCAUCAGCGGGAUAAAACGAGGGAUCAUUUUCUUGAGAGAUGGGGUUGA